Canis lupus familiaris (dog) is the source of this 1896-nucleotide messenger RNA. It is a transcript of the gene GET4, whose product is annotated as guided entry of tail-anchored proteins factor 4. The transcript is spliced from 9 exons. Gene Ontology annotation, molecular function: protein binding. The record is from RefSeq and is a predicted model, not a curated record. Gene Ontology annotation, cellular component: cytosol; BAT3 complex. The coding region runs from base 121 to 1143 and encodes 340 amino acids. Lineage: Eukaryota; Metazoa; Chordata; Mammalia; Carnivora; Canidae. Gene Ontology annotation, biological process: protein insertion into ER membrane.
UGUGGGACGGUCUGAUCCCUCUCGGCCCCGGGGGUCGGUGUGGGUGGGCCCCAACCACAGGUGCAGGGGUUCAGUCAGUUAGCUGGCCUUUUCUCUCCAAGCCGUAGUGGUAGGGUACUGAUGGGCCACCGGGCUGGGCCUGUUCAUCUUUCAGGCCUAGACUUUCCUGUUAUGCAUCAGCGACAAGUUGGAUGGGAGGCUCUGGGACUCUGCGGUUCUGUCCAGGGCAUGCUCGAGCUCCAGGGCUUGGAGGACGGGGUAGGAGUGAACAAAGCUGGCCACAGGCCUCCCUGGUCUGGCAUCUUCACCAGCCCGAGAUACAUGUCACAGAGCAAGCACACAGAGGCACGGGAGCUCAUGUGCUCAGGGGCGCUGCUGUUCUUCAGCCACGGCCAACAAAACAGUGCUGCGGACUUGUCCAUGCUGGUCUUAGAGUCACUGGAGAAGGCCGAAGUCGAGGUGGCCGAUGAGCUGUUGGAAAAUCUGGCUAAAUUGUUCAGUUUGAUGGAUCCAAAUUCUCCAGAGCGGGUGGCUUUUGUGUCUCGAGCCCUGAAGUGGUCCAGUGGAGGAUCUGGGAAACUGGGUCACCCUCGGCUCCACCAACUGCUGGCCCUCACCCUGUGGAAAGAGCAGAACUAUUGUGAGUCCCGGUACCACUUCCUGCACUCCGCGGAUGGCGAAGGCUGCGCCCACAUGCUGGUGGAGUACUCGACCUCCAGAGGCUUCCGCAGCGAGGUGGACAUGUUCGUGGCCCAGGCGGUGCUACAGUUUCUCUGUUUAAAAAACAAAAGCAGUGCGUCAGUGGUGUUCACAACAUACACGCAGAAACACCCGUCCAUUGAGAACGGCCCUCCAUUCGUGCAGCCCCUGCUCAACUUCAUCUGGUUUCUGCUGUUGGCUGUAGACGGAGGCAAACUGACGGUGUUCACAGUGUUGUGUGAGCAGUACCAGCCGUCCCUCCGGCGGGACCCAAUGUACAAUGAGUACCUCGACAGGAUAGGGCAGCUGUUCUUCGGUGUGCCACCCAAGCAGACGUCGUCCUACGGGGGCUUGCUAGGGAACCUUCUGAGCAGCCUCAUGGGUGCCUCGGAGCAGGAGGGCGAGGACAGUCAGGACGACAGCAGCCCCAUUGAGCUCGACUGACCCCGUCCACCUGGCCUGCAUGAAGACGCCCCGACCCCGGGCCCUCACACUCGGGGCUCCCAUUGUGAGGCGGUGGUAGCCGCGUCAGCAUUUGCGCGCCGGCUCGGGGCCGCGCGGCGUGCUGUGGCCGUGCUGGCUGGGCUGCACGCGCAUCUUCAGACUGCCCCACAAUAAAGCACAGGCCUUGCCGCGCUACCACCCUCUCCCUGUCCUUUGUGUCUGGUUUGCUUUGGGAGGCGACCUGGCGUCCGGUGCAGGCCCAUAGGCCUGACCCCGUCAUGGUUGGUGUGGGGGGUGGCUGCUGUCCAGCCGCCCCUUGUGGACAUCCUGUGGUGGCCUGGCCACCAGUGUCCCGGAGAGCAUCUGGGCGGCUGCUCUGUGCCGCACCCCGAGGCCACGGCCAUUUGGAACGGGUCUCACAAAGGGAUCAGGAGUCCUUUCCACGUUUCGUAAUGCAGUAUUUAUUUUCUUCGGGUGAUUGAUUCCUUUGACCUGGAGUUGUAGGUUUUCACCAAUUAACCAGUCCAGGAGCGAGCAGACCUGCCCUUUCUCACUGACGCUAUACCAGAUGCUCCCAGAGCAAUGACAAGAGGGGAAACACUUUAUUUUUUCACAAUUAAAAUAAGAGUUGUAGAUUAAUACACAGUGAUCAUGCAUGGGAAGGAGUGAGAUACACACUUUUAUUGACUGUAAAUGGAAUUUAAAGGAAGGUUUGUGUUACUUGUUGAGUUUAAAUAAAUCCUUUAUACUGGG